AGAAGUCAACGUUCAUCGGAUGAUCGAAUUGGCGCAGUUAUCAUCUGAAGUUGAAAAGAAAAUCUUAACCCGUAAGAAAACAGAAUUUACUUUUAAAGGGUCCAAUGUCCUUUCCAUUACACUGGAAAAUCAAAAGCAAAGGAAAAUCAAACAAUCAAAAAAAUGGGUGGUGAGACGAUGACCCCUCCUAGCUUCACUUCUGAGGAAGAAUCCUCAGUGGACCAAGAUUUCCCAGUUCGAUCAUUUUCUUCCCAAAAACCCACUUUGGUCAGGGAUGAUUUGAGAAUGGAGGUUGAAGAUGGAAAAAUUAAAGCUGGUAACGUCCUUCUUGAAGAAUUUGACCAAUUGGGUCCUCAAUUUUCUUCUUCUCUGGAGUUUGAGGCUUAUAACAACCAGAGACUACAAGUUUACCAAGAGGUCUUGCAGAGUUAUGAUCAAUUGCGGGUUCGAAGUAUGAGUCUAAAUGAGGCAAAGAAUAAAGUUUUAAGUUAUAUUCCUGGUGCAUGGAUUGAGAAUGUUGGUGGCAUGAAAUUGAGUGAUUAUGAUGUUCCAGAAACAACGUCACUCCUUUUGAUUGGUCCAAAAGGGUGUGGAAAAAGUAGUCUUGUCAAUAGAAUUUCAAGGGUAUUUGAAAAUGACAAAUUUGCACCAGAAAGAGCUCAAGUAUCAUAUAAUUCGUCUGUUGGAGAUGGGACCUACUAUCUUCAAGAAUACAUGAUCCCAAGAGGUUCAGCUUCGUUCUGUCUUUUUGAUACCCGGGGCUUGUGUAACGACUCCUCUGAUAACAUUAAUAUGAUUAAGUAUUGGAUGAAGAAGGGUGUUCGUCAUGGGGAACUUGUUGUAAGGAAAUCAGAUGAUUCUAAUUUAAGAAGAAGAAUAAAGUGCAAAACACGGGAGCUAGGUUGGCGGUCCUGCAAGACCAGGACAGUUAAUUUUGUCAUUUUUGUUGUUGAUGCUGUUGCUGUUUUGAAAUCCAUGGAGGGUGAUAGCCCAGCUGAGGUGCAGUACAUGCAGAUGAUCACCAGGGCUUUCAAGUGUCCAUGCUUGUCAUUUAAAGAUGAUAAACCUGUUCUGGUUAUCACACAUGGGGAUUUACUCUCAAUUGCUGAUCGUGUUCGUGUCCGUGUUCAUUUGGGAGAGCUGCUGGGUAUUCCACCUACAAAACAAAUUUUUGAUACUCCAGAAACCCAUGAUCCAAUGACAGAGUUGGCCAUUGUUGAUAUGUUGCGUUAUUCACUUGAGCAUGCAGAUCGAAAUCUUCCUCACAAGAACUGGGUAAAGGAAAAGGUGCGUAAAGUUUCUCUGUUAGCAUGCGUAUAUCUGUUAGCAAUGCUGGGGGCUGCCUUAGUAGCAGCGUACAUGAAACGUUGGACUAUGAGGCAUGCUCACAAAUCAAAGCUUCACAUAGAUUGGCAUGAUAUCCGGCACAUGUGGUUAGAGGAUUAGUGCAAGUCAGCUUCAUUUUCCUGGUUUGACACCCUUCAAUCCUGUUCAUAAACUACAUAAAUGCAUUCUCUCUGAAUGACUUUGUAUAUGUAAAGGGUUUGAUCUUUGUGAUGUACGUGGAAUUCGAAUCUUUUCAAAGAUUGGAAUUAAAACUUUGAUAUUAUUCUGU
Molecule: messenger RNA, 1615 nt
Organism: Durio zibethinus
Lineage: Eukaryota; Viridiplantae; Streptophyta; Magnoliopsida; Malvales; Malvaceae
Source: RefSeq, a predicted model, not a curated record